AUGGAUUUCGGUUGCCACGACAAGGAUUCGGGGGAAGUGGAGUGCUACCUCGAAAUACCAAAUCCGGAUUCAGUGGGAUGUAUAGAGAGGUUUGCAACGUUUCUCUCGUUCCUGCUGGUGAUCAUCACCUUCCCAUUCUCACUAUUUGAAUGCUUCAAGGUUGUUCAAGAAUUCGAAAGAGCUGUCAUAUUCCGACUAGGUCGACUCAGAAAGGGUGGCGCAAGAGGACCUGGUCUUUUCUUCGUGCUGCCAUGCAUUGAUACGUAUAGGAAAGUGGACCUGAGAACGGUUUCUUUCAACGUACCCCCACAAGAGGUAUUGACGCGAGAUUCUGUGACAGUGGCAGUGGAUGCAGUUGUCUACUAUCGAAUCAAAGAGCCAUUAAAUGCCGUUGUCAGAGUUGCUGAUUAUAGUGCUUCAACUCGACUUUUGGCAGCAACAACGCUCCGGAAUGUUCUAGGCAUGCGUGAUCUAGCACAAUUACUGUCUGACAGAGAGGCUAUUAGUCGACUAAUGCAGUCAAGUCUAGACGAAGCCACAGAGCCCUGGGGUGUAGAAGUGGAAAGAGUAGAAAUAAAAGACGUUAGACUACCAGUGCAGCUACAAAGGGCAAUGGCUGCAGAAGCGGAAGCGGAUCGCGAAGCACGAGCCAAGAUUAUAGCCGCUGAAGGAGAAAUCAAAGCGUCGAGAGCUUUAAGAGAAGCAUCCCUUGUAAUGGUUGAUAAUCCUAUGGCUCUUCAGCUCCGAUAUCUUCAAUCACUCAACACAAUCUCAGCGGAAAAAAACUCAACGAUAAUCUUUCCGUUUCCUUUGGAUUUCUUAAGAACUUUUAUAGGGGGACCAGGACCAAGUUCACAGCAACCAAUUCAACAUGUCACAGCAACAAAUCAACAUGUAUAA
Arctia plantaginis is the source of this 900-nucleotide messenger RNA. The record is from the annotation of a GenBank genome assembly. Lineage: Eukaryota; Metazoa; Arthropoda; Insecta; Lepidoptera; Erebidae.